CUUCAGUGGCUGAAAAAUUACUGUGAGCACUGUGACGAGAGUGCAGGCACCAGUGUUAGAGCCUGCGGUAUACGGGAGAACUACCAGCCGGCGACUGCGAUGUCUGUGCCAUGCUGGUAGAAACUCUAAUGAAGAUGUGAGACAGAAACGGCUGUGAUGUGCUGGAAGGGCCAGUGGCUGGUGGAUGAGGAAGAGGAGGAACCCAGACUUCAGACCUGCUGGGAGGUUUCUGAAGGAGGCAGCAACACGUGGAGCAGGAAGCUGGAGUGAACCCAGGCUGUCUGGGCUUCCAGAAGGCUUUUGAUCGAGUCCCUUAUGAAAGCCAUCAAAGCAGCCAGGCUGCUGCAGGAUAAGAGGGAAAUGCCUGCCGGGGACGAGCGAAGGUCAUGACUGGAAGUGUUCAGGCUGUAACUGGGAAAGUGGGCGGUGGUGAGCUGCGGAGGGGCAUGGUGAAGCAGAAAUACGAAGUGGGAAGGAGGGAUCGCUGCUGGUGAUGGCUGCUGACCCGCUGUGGUCUUGCAGCUUGGAUGUGGCUGCUGCUGAGGGAGAUGCCUGUUCUGCGCUGGUGGGGCGGGAUGGGGGAGCCCCUGCGGAGCGGGACUGCCCGUCACGGCAAGCUGCCGCACGCUACGUAUGGGACGGUGCCAGGAUGUGCUCACGGGGAGGCACCGGCCCUGGUUUGUGUUUGUGCUCUCCCCGAGCUGUCCUGACGCUUCCCUCUGUCUCACCUCCCCCCCACCUGCGUCUCCUGCCGUGGGGCUUGGACCCUCUCCCCCGUCGGGGCUAAAGCUCCCCAGAUGUCUCCCCGGGUGUCAGGCCACCAGGGCCCUUCCCGUGGUGCAGACCCAGGGUGUUCCCAAAGGGCUUCCCCGCUCCACAGCUCCGUCCGUAGCGCCCACAAUUCGUACGUCUGCUGCGUCUUUCCCCCCCACCGCAGGACCCACGUCCUCUCCCCGGCCCCUGCGCUCCCCAGUUACUGUUUGACAGAGGAAGGCUUGACCCUGCCCUGUUUCCUGGCAGCCCGCAUUUUUCCGGCUGAGGAGGCAGGAGAGGUGGCUUGUGGCACUUUGUUUAAAGGGCUGGAGCAGUUGCGGCCGCAGCCUGCGAGGGUCACCCACCCCCCGGGGCGUAAAGGACCUGACGGUGGGGUCGUACGAUUCUGUAAUAUACAAGGAUGCGGAGGCUUUGUUUCCGUGAAUUUCUUUGUUACAAGUUACUAUUAGUAAGUACAGUUCAUUAAGCUGCUCCUGGGAGUGAGGUCAGUCGGUGACGGAUGAAGUCUCUCUUUGGAGAUGAUCCGUGUCACAGAGCCUGGAAUCAGCCAGGCGUCCCCGGUGGCUCCGAAGGAUUGUGCAGAGAAGUUCACGCAGAGGGAGCUCUCGGAGGGAGAGGGGCUCGUUUUGGGUUAUGGCAGUUUCUUUGCUUUGGGCGUGUGGAGGAUGCCCUGGGCUCCAGCUGCGCUCCUCCAGGGCCUUGCAGUCUCCCACCUGCGCCUGCCGACGCCUGGCAGACGAUUUCUCUCCAGCAUCCAUGCCAAAGCAGGAGCCAAAGGCUCUGCUCGGGUCCUCGGUGCUUGGCUGGGGAACGUCCACCACCUCAUCUGCCACCGUGGCAGCUUCCUGCCCAGGUGCUCGUUGCUCACCCCCCUGCUCCAGGGUUGUCUGGAAACGUGGCUGGAGGGGAGGGACCUCCCCGGGCACAGCGUGAGUGUACCCGGUCCCUUCCGGCAGGCAGCAGCUCGGCAGAGCUCUGUUUCCCAGCCUGAGAGACGCCACGACACCCAGGGCUUUCCCCGCGCCGCCCCGAGAGCUGCCCGGCUGCUGAGCCGUACGUGCCGAGAAGCCCCAGGUGAGGGAUGCCCUAGAAUCGUGUCCGGGACGCGCCGCCCGCGGGCUGUGCCCCCACAGGGGACAGCCAUGGCUGGCUCAGCCCUGGGAGCCAUCCUCGCUGUGCUGGCCUCGCUCAUCAUCACCGCCAACACGGUGGUGGCCAUCGCUCUCCUUCGCCUCAUCUAUAAGAGCGGCUCCAAGGGGCUCUAUUUUGUCCUCAAUCUCGCCGUCGCAGAUGCCAUGGUUGGCUUCACGGUCACGGGUCUGGUCAUGGAUGAGUUUUCCCAGCCCUUUUAUCCUCCCCAGAUCUUCUGCGUCCUGAGAAUGGCUUUCGUGACCUCCUCUUCUGCUGCCUCUAUCCUGUCCCUCCUUCUGGUUGCGUGCGACAGGCACCUGGCAAUCAGGAAGCCUUUCCACUACUUCCAGAUGGUGACGGGCCUGCGGGUCGGGGUGCGCUUGGUGGGGCUCUGGCUGGUUGCUGCCACCAUCGGCUUCCUCCCGGUCCUCGCUCCGGCCUUUCAGCAGACCUCCGACCAUGAGAAGUGCUCCUUCUUCAGCGUCUUCCACCCUGCCUACAUGCUCUCCGUCUUCUGCGCCGGCUUCUUCCCAGCGCUCUUUCUCUUCAUUUAUCUCUACUGCGACAUGCUGAAAAUUGCCUCUGUGCACGCGCAGCACAUCCGGGAAGUGGAGCACGCAGGGCUGGCGGGGGGCUGCCCCCCGUCCCGCAACACCAGCGACAUGAAGGCCAUGCGCACCGUCGCCAUCCUCAUCGGCUGCUUCACGCUGUCCUGGCUGCCGUUCUUCAUCGCCAGCAUCGCGCAAACCGUCUGUCCUGGCUGCUUCCCCUACAAAGUCAUUGAGAACUACCUCUGGCUGCUGGGACUCUGCAACUCCCUCCUGAACCCCCUGCUCUACUCCUGCUGGCAGAAGGACGUGCGGCUGCAGCUCUCCCAGCUGGCUGCAGGUGUGAAGAGGAGAGUCCUCUUUUGCCUGGGGAAUGGCCGCCGAUUCCCUGGCAGAGGCACCAAGCCCCUCCCCAGUGUGUCCUGCCUGCGGCUCCAGGACUGACACGGUAAGGGACGGCUGUCACCGGCUUUCCAGAUCAUCUCCUGCAUCGCGACCAUGAACUCGGGGCCUGCCAGCUAUGGAGGAGAUCAUGGACGGGGUGGGACCGAUCCGGACGCUAAUUCCCAGACAUCAGCUUGGCCAAAUUCCAGCCUGCCUGCACCCCCAUGGCCCGUUUUGCACCAGCCAAAUUACAGGUGCAGGGCACGCGUUAGAUUUUGCCUGGAGAGCCUCAGCCUUGCGUCUCCUGGGACCAAGCCCUCAGCAUUCGCUCCACGGGCUAAAGACCCUUCACCCAUGGCUCCCCCUGCCCAGAGCUGGAUCUGCCGGCCCCCCCCUCUGCCUGCAGCCUCAGCUCUUGGGGGUCGAGGCCCCUGCGCAGGGCUGCUGGCACAGGGGUGGCUCUGUCACCUUCGGCUCUCGGCCCGGGCAGCGGAGGCUGGGAUGUGCACGCGGGUCCCACAUCUGUCCUGGACCGCGAGCGCUGCCAGUUGCUGCCCUUCCCAAACCGAACUCGCCAUCCUACAGCUGCAGCCUGCGCCACCCCCAAGCCUGUCCCCUGCUGCAGUCAAACCUGCAGCCGGGGAGGGUGGCCCCCGCUCUGGGCUGUGCCCACCCGGGCAGAGGCGAGGGCUGGGGGUCUGGGCUCCCUCCCGCCGUCCCUCGGCAGCAGCUGUAUCCGCAGCGGGGCCGGCAGGGCCAGCGCGGAGCAGGCGGCACGCCCGGGAGAGGUGCGGGGCAGCACGGGCUGUGCUGUCGCUGUUUGGCUUGGGCUGUAAAGCCAGUUAAUGAGUAACCGGCUGGACGCUGAGCUGCGGCAAAGGAGCGGGAGGAACGGCUGCCUGGAGCAGCAGGAGGGCUGCCUUGUCCCCGGGGGGCGGCAGGGCUGGGUUUGGGACUGCAAGGGUCCCUGCACAUGGAUUCAUCCCAUAGGAACGCUUCUGCAUGGCCCUGCCAUGCUGCAGCGGUGACCAGGCUGCUCACCCUGCCAGAGGCUAUGAUGAUAUUUAAUUGCUUCUCAUAAAAUCACGUCCAUUUGAUCAGCGUGGCAAGAUAAUUUCCCUUAAAAGUUUUUUUAGCUAAGAACGCACCCUAAUCUCAAAAUGAGGGUGCUAUGCAUAAAAGAGCAGCUGUUUCCACCUCUGUCGUUUGCCCCACCGUAGACAUGACGGCUCAAGGCCAUAUCCAGCAUGAAUCCAGAACCCGCCUUGGGCCUGAGGCCUUCCCCAACCUAGAGGAAGAGGCAAAAAUAAAAGCUCCUUUUAAAAAAAAAAAAAAAAAAAAAAGCUAAACAACAGUCCGCGUGGCAUUCACCGUGCCUGGGAAAGGCCUGAGGCCAGGUAUCACGCGGCAGCUGCUGUUCCUGGCUGUAGGACACGGAGCGAGCCUGAGAGGAGGCUCCGCGGAGCGGUGCUGGCUCCGUGGGUGGACUGAUGCCGCGCGGGUGGAUCCAGCCUGACUCAGCUCCGGGGAUCCGCACAUCGUCUGUCUGCACCACGCGCUUGCUGCCUACUCUGGGAGAAGCCUGAGCUCUGCCGGCUGUUGCUUUGCAGAGCCGCCCCAUCCUCGCUGAGCCUCCGGUAAUGCCGAAGCCAUCCUCCGCCUCCCUCCGACAGCCUUCUCGGGGUGCCCACUGCCAACAGGGACGCUUUGCACGUGGGCUUCUGACUGCUCCCCGGGGCCAGCCCUCGGCAGCGCCUGUGCCGGGGCACAGAACCGGCCGAGGACUGCGGAUCUGGGACGGGACGCUGUGGGGAGCAUCAGGAGCCCCGGCUGGGCAGGCCUGCAGUGACGGCGGCGUCCCCAUCCACAGCUGGGAUGGUGGCUCGGGCGGCUGCCUCGGUGCCGGGGAGAGACGGGGUCUGGGUGGGAGAGGAGGCACUUCUGCCAGGCUCUUGUGCAGAUGGAGGACUUGGUGCAGCUCCCAGGGGCUCUGCAGUGGUGUCUCCUCUCUCCGAGCCCUGGGCUGGAGGAGCCGGGGCUCCGUUCCUGGGAGACCCCUCCAGAUCCUGCCGGGACCAGUAGCCAUUCCCUAUGGGACCAUGCCUGCCGCCAUCUCCUCUCCCAGCCCCGCGGGGGCUCUGUGGGUCCGGAGCAUUGCCCCGACGCUGUGGGGCGGCCAGAGGAGGGUGGGCGCCUCCGAGGCCAUGGCGUGAGGAGGGACGGAGUGGAAGGGACAGACAGAGAGCGCUUCCCCUGCUUGCUGUCCCUCAGCUCAAUAAACUGCGUUU
Chroicocephalus ridibundus (black-headed gull) is the source of this 5125-nucleotide messenger RNA. It is a transcript of the gene GPR119, whose product is annotated as G protein-coupled receptor 119. The transcript has 5 exons. Gene Ontology annotation, biological process: adenylate cyclase-activating G protein-coupled receptor signaling pathway; regulation of metabolic process. Gene Ontology annotation, molecular function: phosphatidylcholine binding; G protein-coupled receptor activity. NCBI's taxonomy places the organism in Eukaryota, Metazoa, Chordata, Aves, Charadriiformes, Laridae. The record is from RefSeq and is a predicted model, not a curated record. The coding region runs from base 1293 to 2897 and encodes 534 amino acids. Gene Ontology annotation, cellular component: cytoplasm; plasma membrane.